AUGAGCACCGCCUUUUUUGUGCUGCUGGCAAAUUGCCAGACGAACCCCAAAACCAAGUGUUCACUGGAGUGUUAUGCGAAAUGUAUGCAGUCUGGAACGGUGAGUGAAUUGGGGGGGGGUACUGUAGAUGACACGUGGCAAAUUUUGGCGGGAAAAAUCUUAUUUUUUUAAAUUCAAAAUUUUGAAUUCUUCAAUUUUGGGCGAAAAUUUUGAUUCCACGUGGCUUUGGCGCCAAUUCAAAAAUCAAAAAAACUUACUCUGCGUCUCUAACCAUCUAGCUUCUCUACUUGAACAUUGUCUCUAGCUGUCUGGCUUCUCUGCACUCUCCCAACCCCCUAUGCUCUCUAGCAAUCUUGCGCGAAGCGCCCCGGAAUCUUCCGCGUAAGCGGCACGAGCGGAGCGAGUGUAUGUCCCUCUGCGUCUCUAACCCUCCAGCCUCUCUCACUGUCUAAUAUCUCUAUGUCUCUAACACUCUUGCAUCUUUGCCUCUUUCACUGUCUAGUAUCUCUGCGUCCCUAACUGUCUGGCUUCUCUGCGUCUCUCUUUCUUAUGUAAAUCCGGAACCGUAAGUGAACCCAAUUACCUAAUUUCCCCCCGUAAUUUUUAAUUUGACACAAAACGCGGUGACCGCCUAUAUUUUUGCGGUAAAAAGUACAAAUAGUGACCAAUUAGGAAGGGGGUAAGAAGAACUUUAAAAUGAAAUAAUUUUCCCCAUUUUUUUUUGUCAACCGGUUGCUUUUCGGAUCAAUUAGUUGAGGAAAGUAGGUGAAAUUUCUUAAUUUUUACCCAAAAAAAAGAAGGGGGUCUUUAAAAAUGGCCAAAAAUCCUGUAAAAUUGGCCAAAAAUCCUGUAAAAUUGGCCAAAAAUUUUGUAAAAUUGGCCAAAAAUCUUGUGAAAUUGGCCAAAAAUCUUGUUUUUUUUCUAGAAUCUUGUAAAAUUGUCCAGAAAUCUUGUAAAGUUGGCAGAAAAUCUUGUUUUAUCUAGAACCUUCAAAAUUGUCCAGAAAUCUUGUAAAAAUGUCCAAAAUCUUGUAAAAAUGUCCAAAAAUUUUGUUUUUUUUCUAGAACCUUUAAAAUUGUCCAGAAAUCUUGUAAAAUUGGCCAAAAACCCUGUUUUUUAUCUAGAACCUUCAAAAUCGGCCAAAAAUCUUCCAAAAUUCCCCGCAUUUUUUUCUGGUUCAUCUAGAUAAUUCUCUUAAUUCUCAAUGACAGAUUGGAUUACUAGGCGGUCAGCCAAAAAAAAACAAAACAAAACGAAAAAAAAAUCCUAUUAUACAACACUAGAAAUUAGGACAGGCGGCUGAGUGAAAGUAUUUUGGAGGAUGAAGAUUUUUGAGGAUUUUAGCCCAAAAAAGCUCGGAUUUCAGGCUGAGUUUAGGCUCGAAAAGGCCCGGAGUUCAGGCCUAGUUUAGGCUCAAAGAAGCCUAGAUUCCAGGCCUUAUAAGUUAGCCCAACUCACUUUUCUUCUAUUGACUGUUUAGAAUUUCAAAAUUACCCGAAAAUGAAAAAAGUCACGUUUUUUUUUAAAUUUCAAAACUAAAUUCAGGUCUGAAAAUUUCAGCUUCAUCAGGUGAAAAUCAGUAAUUUCGAUCCUGGAAUUCGAAUUUUGGGUGAAAAAAUGGUCUAGAAAAAUUUCCCUGAAGGUUCCAAAGGUAUCCCAGAUUCCUCUGCAUUCUCUAACCCGUCUAGCUUCCACUCCUAAUAAGCCGGGUAAAAACAAGUUUAGCUAACUAACUACCUUUUUCUCUCUCUUCAAAUAAAAAUACCAGUAUAAUUAUUCUAUAUUUUUCUAAUCCUCUCUCUCAUACCUUUUUUUUCUCAAUAAGUUCUUGCAAUUGAGAAAUAUAACCAAAAAAAAAACACACACACAAAUCAAAAAUAAUAAUUUCUGACAUGCAAAAAGAAAAAAUCAAAAGGAAAAAAUCGCACUUGAAAUUACUCUAUUGGCCACUUGGCAUACUGACAUACUUAUUUUUGACUGAAAAAAAAACACAGUCAAGAAGUGAACUUCUCGGGGGGUUUUAGAGACGCAGAGAAACCAGACCGUUAGACAGGCAGAGAGGCUAGAAGGUUGAGAGACACAGAGAAGCUUGAGAGCUAGAGACGCAGAGGGAACUACACUCGCUCCGCUCGUGCCGCUUACGCGGAAGAUUCCGGGGCGCUUCGCGCAAGAUUGUUAGAGAGCAUAGGGUUUUGAGAGAGUGCAGAGAAGCUAGAGCGUUAGAGACGCAGAGGGAAAUAAACGGGAAGGUUUAAAAUUGUUUUUCUACACAUAAAAAUCACAUUUUCAGAGUUUGGCUAAAUUUAGAGAAAAAAAUAAUCCUCCUCAACAUUUUCGGCAGAUUAGAAAGAGCUAAGCUAAGCUAGAAAAAAUAAUUUUUGUGUCGAAUUCUAAUUCUAAAUUUUGGCCAACCACAUUCAAUCAAUAGAUCACUGUGAACUUUUUUAUCCGGGUUUUUGACACGUGGCAUUUUCAGAUUCGCCGUGAGCUGCAAAUUCUAAAAAUGUGAUUUUUAGCGAGAAAUUUUGAUUUUGAAGUGUGGAAAAAUGAUUGUAAAGCUUCCAAAUCACUAGUUUCUCUGCAUCUCUAGCUGUCUAGCGUCUCUGCGUCUCUAACCCUCAAGCUUCUCUGCGCUCUCUCAAAACCAUAUGCUCUCUAGAUCUCUAGCUGUCUCGCGCGAAGCGCCUCGGAAUCUUCCGCGUAAGCGGCUUGAGCGGAGCGAGUGUAUGCCCCUCCGUGUCUCUAGCAGUCUAGCCUCUCUAACUGUCUAGCUUCUCUGCGUCUCUAACCCUCUAGUUUCUCUGCACUCUCUCAAUCUGCUAUACUCUCUAGCAAUCUCGCGCGAAGCGCCCCGGAAUCUUCGGCUCGAGCGGAGCGAGUGUAUUUCCCUCUGCGUCUCUAGCCCUCUAGCUUCUCUGCUCUAGCUGUCUCGCGCGAAGCGCCCCGGAAUCUUCCGCGUGAGCGGCACGAGCAGAGCGAGUGUAUUUCCCUCUGCGUCUCUAAACUCUGCGUCUCUAACUCUCUAGCUUCUCUGCACUCUCUCCGAACCCUAUACUCUCUAGCAAUCUUCCGCGUAAGCGGCUCGAGCGGAGCGAAUGUAUGCCCCUCUGCGUCUCUAACCUGUCUAGCUUCUCUGCACUCUCUCUCAACCCCCAUGCUCUCUAGCAAUCUCGCGCGAAGCGCCCCGGAAUCUUCGGCUCGAGCGAAGCGAGUGUAUGUUCUUCUAUCACCCUAGCCCUCUACCUUCUCUGCGUCUCUAACCACCUACCAUUAUUUUUUCCAGCCCUCCGCCUCAACCUGCAAUUGCCCAGCCUCCACAACAUCUUCCCUGGAACCAUGCCAAAAAUUCGCCGACAACCUGAAAUCGGCCACAAUUUCCCAAACACUCCCCAAAACCCAUACACAGUAUAUCGAUGCUCAUAUGAUCCGAGUUGCGAUUGAUCCGCAAGCCUCAGCUUUUGCCUACAUUUUUGAAUUCUCCACAAUUUCCAGCGAUCAGAAUCAGUGGACGUUUGCGGUAGGCUUUUUGGGGGCCUUCUGGGGCCCGAAUCCGGCCCAAAACAGCCCAUUUUUUUACAGGGAGCCGCCGAAAAACCCGAAGCGACCUUCUCAAUUUCCGAUCCUUGUCGAGAUUAUCAAUUUCGAGUGAUAAUUGUGGUCCGAAGUUCGGACCCGGCCCACAUUUUUGAGAUUAUUCGACCGCAGCCGAUUACUGUGCAAUUGCCACCGUUUAUUUUGACACAGGAACAGGUAUGGCUUCUCUACGUCUCUAACCUGAGCAAUCCUGAAUUUCGAGCUGAAACUGUUUUUUUUUCUAGGGAAAAAAAUCCACGUGGCAGAAAAUUUCAAAAAAAAAGUUUCCUCUGCGUCUCUAGCGCUAUAGUUUCUCUGCACUCUCUCAAAUCAGCAUGCUCUCUACCCGUCUAGCUGUCAAGCUUCUGCAUCUCUAACCGUCUGGCUUCUCUGCACUCUCUCACUUCCCUAUAGCUAUGUUUCUCUGCGCCUCUAGCUGUUUAGCUUUUCUGUGUCUCUAACUUUUCCAAUUUACUCUCGCUGUCUGGCUUCUCUGUGCUCUCUAUUCUUUUUUGGAAUCAGGAAAUUCGAUGUUUUUUUUUUAAUUUUUGCCGAUUUUGACUAAAAUAUAUCCACGUGGCAAAAAAAAAUCUGAAAAUUUUCGAAUUUCAAAAAAAAUGAGCCGCAAAUGUUCCUCCUAAUUCCCUCUGCGUCUCUAGCCGUCUAGUUUCUCUGCAUCUCUCAGUUUUUAAAUAUUGUCUAGUCGUCUAGCUUCUCUACCCUCUCUCACUGUCUAGCCCCUCUGCGUCUCUAGCUAACUGGUUUCUCUGCACUCUCUCAAUCCCCUAUGCUCUAGCAAUCUUCCGCGUAAGCGGCACGAGCGAAGCGAGUGUAUGUCACUCUGCGUCUCUAACCCUCUAGCUUCUCUGCACUCUCUCAACCCCCUAUGUUCUCUAGCAAUCCCGCGCGAAGCGCCCCGGAAUCUUCCGCGUAAGCGGCUCGAGCGGAGCGAGUGUAUGCCCCUCUGCGUCUCUAACCCUCUACCCUUUUUCACUGUCUAGUCCCUCUGCGUCUCUAACCCUCUAAUUCCAGAUCCACCUCGAACUCCCGCGCCUCUCAAAUUCGAGCCAAGAAAUCAAAAUGCUGGUCAAAUGGUCACUUCCCCAUGGUUACACCGAUUCGGACAUCUAUGGCUAUGAAUCUCCCGCACUUUACCCAAUUCAGUGCGCGACUCCGGGUAGGUUAGGGGGCUUCUAGGGGGCCCCUUGGGGCCCUGAGGCCUAGGGGCCCCCUAGAAGCCUAGAAGCCCAUAACAAUCAAUUUUCAGAAGACGAGUUAGCUCAACCAAAAAUCGAAGCUCACCAAAACACCGGCGGCCGACUUGCCCUAACUCUUCCCCUCUCCAUCCUCGAAACCCGUUGUCGAAUUUGGGUGGAAGUUAAGAUGUUGCCCCGAUGUGUCCGUCUCGAACCAUUCAACAUUCAGAAGAACAUCGAGAUCGAUUGCACCAAGAGUCCUGAUCUUGAGAUUUGCAACAAGGAUUCGAAUCCGAUCUGUUUUGAUGACGGAGAUGUUGAGAUAUCAGGCGAGCAUGGAAAGGUUAAGAUCACUUUCGAUGGUCCGAAGAAUCUUCCCAGACCGGUUUAUUAUCAUGUGAGAUAUGGUCCCGCGCAGAUUAAAGGCACAGCACCAUUUGUGUCGUGGCAAUUGGCGGCGAAGCGCGAAGUUCGAGUUGAUGGAAGUUUGAAUAGCUUUAGCUUGGAUAUUCCUGAAGAUGAGGAUUUUGGAGUUCAGGUAUGUCUCUGGGCUCUGGGCUUUUUUUUAGGCUUUCAGGCCGCAAAUUCGGAUCCUAGGCCAUGUUUUUGGCCCAAAAACCAGUCAUAUUUUCCAGGUUUGUGCGAUUAUGUCGAAAAAACGGAAGCGGCCGAAGUUUGGAGUUGUCAAAGUGAUGCCAUUCCAGUGUACCAGUUGUAAAGCUACACGUGAGUUAGAGACGCAGAGGAGCUAGGGGGUUAGAGAUGCAGGGGCACUAGUCUAUCAGAGAAGCAGGGUUAGAGACGCAGAGAGGCUAGAGAGUUAGAGACGCAGAGGGAGAUACACUCGCGCUUCCGCGCUCGUGCCGCUUACGCGGAAGAUUCCGGGGCGCUUCGCGCAAGAUUGCUAGAGAGCAUAGGGUUUUGAGAGAGUGCAGAGAAGCUAGAGCGUUAGAGACGCAGUGUUUUUGCCACGUGGGUUUUUUUAGAGAAAAAAUCUUGAAUUUUCAGUUACCAUUGCUCAUAUUAUAGACUUUUUCAUAGUUUUUGGGGCAUUGCUCAUGUUAAAGGCGUUGCUCAGGUUAUAGGCGUAUUGCUCAGGCUAAAAUCCUUGCUCAGGUUAUAAUCCAUUGCUCAGGUUAAAGGAAUUGCUCAGAUUAUGGAACAAGACAUUGCUCAUCUUAUAGGCAUUGCUCAGGUUAUAGAAAAACCAUUGCUCAGGCUAUAGGCAUUGCUCAGAUUAUGCAAAAAUACAUUGCUCAGGUUAUAGGCAUUGCUCAGGUUAUAAAAAACUCCGUUUUUUUCCAGAAAACUCUGUGCGCUGCGGCGAUUGCUCGGCAAUUUUGGGAAGUCCCGUACUGGAGUCCGAUUGGCGAACCAAAAAUCCCGUUUCCGAGUCGUCUUUCGCUUCCGCUUCCGCACCCGAAAAAACCACAAUCUACCGUAUGGAAACGGAUCUCGCGGUGAAGCCGCACGCAAAAUCGACCGGAAAAAAUUUGGAGAAAAUCUCGCCGAUCGAUUUGGAAAAAGCGCAGAAGAUCAUUGCUACAGUACCCCCAACAACAACAUCUACAGUACCCUCGACUACAGUAACCCAGACUACAACUACAGUACCUUUAUCUACAGUACCUUCAUCUACAGUACCCCCAACCACAUCUACAACCAAAAAAAUGCUCAGCAAAGAGGUUGAGCUGCUCGAAAAGGUGAUCCUUGAAAGCAUCGAAGUACAGUACCCCAAUUCUACAGUACCCGUUGCGGGAAAUUUGACUACGGUAGACGAUUUGGACCCAAUUAUUGAGGCGAAAAUGGAAGAGAUGGAACAACAGCUGAAAGAGACGGUAGGCUACAGUAACCCGGGACCAAAAAUUUGGAAUUUUUUGGUACAGUACCAAGAAAAAGGUCCCCAGGGCUGAUUUUUGGUGAAAAAAUCGAAUUUUUGGGUCCCCAGCCUCUGAAAUCCCCCUAAAACCCAGAUUUCCAGCUCUCGAACCUGGCUGCAAACUCCACUGAACUUCGACAUCACGAAAAAUCCAAAAAAUGUCUGCUAAGCGACGGAAUUGUGUGUGAAUUUGGUUGUGAGACGCGGAAGCGUUGCGUUUGUCCGCAACUGACGCAUGCCAGAUUGCGGAAUGGUAUUUGUGCGACACGUGACGCAAUUAUGCACACGAAAUGUUUUCCGAAGCGCGAGAUUAAUGCCACGUGGGAUGAGGAAACUGGAAAUGUUAUGGUAUGUGUUUUUUUGGGCUGAAAUUGUUGAUUUUCAGCGAUUUUCAGCAUUUCCAGCUUUUUCAACACAAAAUUUUAGCCUAGAAACUCUUCUGUAGAAAAUUGUGCCACAAAUUCCAAAAAAAUGGAUCAACCAGAUUUCUUUAGAAAAUAUACUUCUAGACUGAAAUUUUGCGCUGAAAACGCUGAAAUUGAUGAUUUUCAGCGAUUUACAGCAUUUCCAGCUUUUUCAGCACAAAAUUUGAGUCUAGAGAAGUUUCUAAAACCUCUUCAAAGUUUUCAAAAAGUUCCAGAAUUCCGUUAAAAAAAAUCUUGGCUGAAAUUUUGUGCUGAAAAUCAUGGAAAACUUUAAAUUCGCUGAAAAUGAGAGUUUCCACGAGUUUCAGCACAAAAUUUGAGCCUAGAAACUCUUCAAAAGGUACUGUAGGAAAUUGUGCCACAAAUUCCAAAAAAAUGGAUCAACCAGAUUUUUGUGGAAAAUUAUUUUUCUAGACUGAAAUUUUGCGCUGAAAACGCUGAAAUUGUUGAUUUUUUUCAGAUCCACCGCCACGAUAUUCUACAAAAUCUCAAAAAUUCCGACUUGGUCGACAAACUUUUUGUGGAUUUCGGAAGUGUCGAAAAAUCGUCGAAUUUUUCGGAUUUCGAAUUCGACAACAUUACACGCGCCAAAAUCGUUGUUCAAAUUCAAACUCUUCUAAAUUCCGCUGUUUUUUCCAAAGAACCUUUCAUUUUUCACGUGAAUCGGACCAUUGAAGUUGGAAAAACAGUUUAUGGAAUGAGGAUUUGUGUUUUUAAUUCCAGUCAGAUUAAGGUGAGGUUUUGGGGGGUUUCGGAGCGAAAAAAUCGGAUUUUUCAUGAGAAAUAAGGUCCUGAAGCGAUUUUUUUAGGUCCUAGAGCGAAAAUUUCGAAUUUUUCAUGAAAAUUUGAUCCUGACGUGAUUUUUCAAGUCCUAGACCCAAAAUUUCGAUUUUUUUCUUGAAAAUUUGGGUCCUGGAGCGAAAAAAUUGGAUUUUUCAUGAAAAAUUUGAUCCUGAAGUGAUUUUUCAAGUGCUAGAGCGAAAAUUUCGAAUUUUUCAUGAAAAUUUGGGUCCUGGAGCGAUUUUUCAAGUCCUAGACCCAAAAUUUCGAAUUUUUCAUGAAAAUUUGGGUCCUGGAGCGAUUUUGGAGGUCCCGGACCCAAAAAGUAGGAAUUUUCAUGAAAAAUUGGGUCUUGAAGCGAUUUCCAUGGUCCUAGACUCGAAAAAUGAGAUUUUUCAUGAAAAUUUGGGUCCUAAAGUGAUUUUUCUAGUUCUAGACCAAGAAAAUCGGAUUUUUCAUGAAAAUUUGGGUCCUGGAGUGAUUUUUGAGGUCCCGAGGGGAAAAUUUUGAAUUUUUCAUGAAAAUUUGGGUCCUGGAGCGAUUUUUGAGGUCCCGGGCUAAAAAAUUGGAUUUUUAAUGAAAAUUUGGGUCCUGGAGCGAUUUUUGAAGUCCCGGACCGAAAAAAUUGGAUUUUUCAUGAAAAUUUGGGUCCUGGAGUGAUAUUCCAAGUCCUAGAGCGAAAAUUUCGAAUUUUUCAUGAAAAAUUUGGUCCUAAAGCGAUUUUUUAGGUCCUAGACUAAAAAUUUCGAUUUUUUCUUGAAAAUUUGGGUCCUGAAGUAAUGUUUCAGGUCCUAGAGCGAAAAUUUCGAAUUUUUCAUGAAAAUUUGUGUCCUGGAGCGAUUUUUGAUGUUCCGGAGCGAAAAAAAUUGGAUUUUUCAUGAAAAAUUUGGGUCUUGGAGCGAUUUUUGAGGUCCCGGAGCGAAAAAAUUGGAUUUUCCAUGAAAAUUUGGAUCCUGGAGCGAUUUUUGAGGUCUCGUAGCGAAAAAAUUGGAUUUUUCAUGAAAAUUUGGGUCCUGGAGCGUUUUUUGAGGUCCCGGAGCGAAAAUUUCGAAUUUUUCAUGAAAAUUUGGGUCCUGGAGCGAUUUUUGAGGUCCUAGAGCAAAAAUUCGGGGUUUUUCGGCCCAGAAUCUAUUUCUAGAGGUUCCGGGACCAAAAAUUUCGAAUUUUUCAUCAAAAUUUGGGUCCUGGAGCGAUUUUUGAGGUCCCAGAGCGAAAAAAUUGGAUUUUUCAUGAAAAUUUGGGCCCUGGAGCGAUUUUUGAGGUCCUAGAGCGAAAAUUUCGAAUUUUUCAUGAAAAUGUGGGUCCUGGAGCGAAAAUUUCGAAUUUUUCAUGAAAAUCUGGGUCCUGGAGCGAUUUUUGAGGUCCUAGAGCGAAAAUUCGGUUUUUUUUGGCCCAGAAUCGAUUUCUAGAGGUUCCGGGACCAAAAUAUUCGGAUUUUUCAUGAAAAAUUGGUCUUGUGACGAUUUUUGAAGUGGUAGACCGAAAAAUCCGGGUUUUUCAUGAAAAUUUGGGUCCUGGAGCGAUUUUUCAAGUCCUAGAGCGAAAAACGUCAUAACUCAUCGUGAAAAACCUACAGUAACCCCUCUAAUUCCUUUCAGGACCCUCAAAACUACAAUUUCGAAGACAUCUCAAAAUUCGAAGACGAAAAAAUCGAUAUUCUCCAAAUCUCCAUCUCCCCAAUCAAUUUCUCCAAUUCCCAAAAACUCUACAGUACUCCCACUUCGGAUACCUAUUGGAGUACGGUAGUUACAGUAGCGAAAAUUGCGAUUUUGGUGAUUCUCGCGUUGGCUAUGUUCAUUUUGGUGUAUUUGAAUUGUACGAGGAUUAAAAGUUUGUAUGAGAGGAAGCGGACGCAUUAUUUUAGACCGUUUUAUAUUGAUCCAAGUGUGAGUUUGGGGUCUGGGACCAGGAAAAUCGAAUUUUUCAUUGGAAAAUUGAGUCCUGAACCGAUUUUUAUGGCCCCAAACCGAAAAAUUUGGAUUUUUCAUGAAAAAUUGAGUCCUUAACCGAUUUUCAUGGUCCCAAACCGAAAAAUUCGGAUUUUUCAUGAAAAAUUGAGUCCUAAACUGAUUUUCAUGGUCCUAGACCGAAAAAAUCGGAAUUUUCAUGAAAAAUUGAGGCCUAAAGCGAUUUUUCUAGUUCUAGACCAAGAAAAUCGGAUUUUUUAUGGAAAACUGAGGCCUAAACCGAGUUUCAUGGUCCUAGACUGAAAAUUUUGGAUUUUUCAUGAAAAAUUGAGUCCUGAACGGAUUUUUAUGGUCCUAGACCAAGAAAAUCAAUUUUUUCAUAAAAACUUGAGGCCUAAACCGUUUUUCAUGGUCCCAAACCGAAAAAAUCGAAUUUUCCAUGAAAAAUUGAAGCCUAAACCGAUUUUCAUGGUCCCAAACCGAAAAAUUCGGAUUUUUCAUGUAAAAUUGAGUCUCAAACCGAAAAAAUUCGGAUUUUUCAUGAAAAAUUGAGUCCUAAACCGAUUUUUCAUGGUCCUAGACCAUUUUUUCAUGGCCCUAGACCAAGAAAAUCGGAUUUUUCAUGAAAAAAUGAGUUUCAUACCGAUUUUCAUGGUCCCAAACCGAAAAAAAAUUCAGAUUUUUUAUGAAAAAAUAAGUCCUGAACCGAUUUUCAUGGUCCCAAACGGAAAAAAUCCCAAAUUUUCAGCCCUUAAUUCUUAAAUUUUACAGAUCCACACACCUGGCUAUAAAAGAGACCCGUCUCGAGGCUAUUAUGACGUCAGAACCUCGAAUUUAAUCAUGUGA
Messenger RNA from Caenorhabditis angaria, 10603 nucleotides. The record is from the annotation of a GenBank genome assembly. Lineage: Eukaryota; Metazoa; Nematoda; Chromadorea; Rhabditida; Rhabditidae.